AUGCCGGAGGAGGCGAAGCUCAAGUUUGAAACCACAAAUCCCCUGUAUCCUGUCAUGGUCAGGUUUGGCAGCACAAUCCACGAUAAAUCCAAGCAAACUGUCCUCUUCUGGAGAGAUUAUCUAAGGUUCUUUGUGCAUCCAGAGUUUUACUGUCCUGAUAAACCCCAAGAGCUCAGGGAUCUUAUAUCGGAGUAUUCUCAAAGAACCAGAGAUUUGGCUAGCAAAUUACUCCAAGGAAUAACAAGGAGCUUGGGCAUGGAAGAAGACUACAUCCAGAAAGCCAUGGACUUGGAUCAUGGCACCCAAAUCUUCGCUGCAAAUUACUAUCCACCCUGUCCUCAACCUGAAUUGGCAAUAGGCAUACCACCUCACACAGAUCAUGGCCUCUUGACCUUUCUUCUGCAAAAUGGAGUUGGAGGCCUUGAGAUACAAUACAGAGGCCAGUGGUUCCACGUUAAUGCCCUUCCCAACCCCAUUUUCGUCAACACAGCCGAUCAACUCGAGGUAUACUAUUCGAGUUUUACUGAGCAGGGUUGA
This is a messenger RNA of Coffea arabica (coffee), 537 nucleotides long. Its product is annotated as 2-oxoglutarate-dependent dioxygenase 19-like. Lineage: Eukaryota; Viridiplantae; Streptophyta; Magnoliopsida; Gentianales; Rubiaceae. The record is from RefSeq and is a predicted model, not a curated record.